Phoenix dactylifera (date palm) is the source of this 1170-nucleotide messenger RNA. Its product is annotated as transcription initiation factor TFIID subunit 14b-like. Gene Ontology annotation, biological process: regulation of DNA-templated transcription. The record is from RefSeq and is a predicted model, not a curated record. NCBI's taxonomy places the organism in Eukaryota, Viridiplantae, Streptophyta, Magnoliopsida, Arecales, Arecaceae.
GUCUUCUUCUUUUUAUUGUUUUUUUUUUUUUAUACCUACGGAAUCGAUUCCUCUUUCUCCUGGCCUUGGUCUGUCUUCGAUGCCGCACCCGGCGCCAGCAGCGCCGAAGAAGCACGGCGGCGAGCAGCAUCCCGACGCCAACCCCAUCCAGAAGUCUCAGCGCUUCAAGGCCGCUAGGGUUUCCGAUGACGACAAGAAGACUAGAAGACUCAAGGACGUGGAGAUCGGCUUUCCAAUUGUAUAUGGAGCAAUUUCGUUCUGGCUUGGUAAAAAAGCAAGCGAGUACAAUUCCCACAAAUGGACUGUUUAUGUUCGCAGCGCAACAAAUGAGGAUUUGAGUGUGAUAGUCAAGAGUGCCGUCUUUCAACUGCAUCCUAGUUUCAACAAUCCAACGAGGGUUGUAGAAUCAGCACCUUUUGAAUUGUCAGAAUCUGGAUGGGGAGAAUUUGAAAUAGCUAUUACCCUCUUUUUCCACAGUGAUGUUUGUGACAAGCAGCUGAACCUAUAUCACCAGCUAAAGUUGUAUCCUGAGGAUGAUAAUGGACCCCAGUCAACAAAAAGGCCUGUUGUUGUGGAAACAUAUGAUGAGAUAGUUCUUUCUGAGCCUACUGAGGCAUUCUUUCUCCGUGUCCAAAAUCAUCCAGCUGCAAUUGUUCCAAGGCUACCUGCUGGUCUAAACUUAUCACCACCAGGUCCUGUUGAACAUGUGAAUGAAAAGAAAAGAGGUGAUACCAAAGAUCACCCACUAAGUCCGUGGUUCAUGAAUUUCUCUGAGGCAGACGAGCUAUUGAAACUUGCAGCUGCUCGUCAGCAGGUGCAGGCCCACAUAGCUAAGCUCAGGAGACAGUUGAGCAUGAUUGAUGGCCUGCCUCAGCAGUCAAAAGCUUCUUCUGGUCAGUAAAUCUUACCAGGUCUUCCCGUGAGCAAGAAGUGAAACUGGAUUACAUGUAAAUCCAUGCUAAAGGGAUUUAAUCCCCAUGUUCAUAUUUUUCAUUUUCCUGUUCUUUCUAGUUGCAAUUAAUUUUAUGAGAAAGGGGGAAAGGGGUGUGUGUGUGUGUUGGGGAAAGGGGGGGGGGUGCUUACAAGCAUGUCUGCCUUCUUUUACAGUCUAAAUACUUUUCUGUAUUGUCUUCUUUGAUGAAUGUAAAUGAAAGGAGCACCUUUGUUGCA